AUGGCACGGAUUCCGCCUCUGAUUGCUGAAACCUUGAAACCACAGCAGCCUGGCGCCUUACACCGCCGUGCAUCAGGGAUCCAGCCCGGCUUGCAAACGUCUGCACAGUCUGUGGCGACGCUGAUCAACAAUGACAAGAUACGCGUAUAUGCGCAUGUUUGCGGUGAACUGCUCGAAUCGGCACGGAGGAAUGCAUGCUAUUACCGGUGGAUUGUUCCACCUGCACCGACUACCAUCUCCAUGUUGUCGCCUUCAUCCUUGACGCUAACGCCAGAUAUUGGUAGAAGACUGAUACCUCAGAUAGUGGAUAACCUGGCCGAUGCCGACCCAGAUCGCAUCUUCUACUCCAUCUCUUCCCUCAACGAUGCUACACUGAGCUUCCGUCAUAUAACAGUCAGACAGUUUGCAAACGCAGUCGACAAGACCGCGUGGUGGCUUGUGGAUCAGCUAGGGUCCUCUGCGUCCAUACAGCCAGUUGGUUACAUCGGCCAACAUGAUAUUCGUCACAUUCUUUUGACGUAUGCAUGUGUCAAGGCUGGGUAUUCGGCUCUCUUUCUGUCUCCCAAAAACAACUUGGAUGGAGCAUUGGCCGUGCUGGAAGCGGCUCAUUGCGAUAUAUGGGUUCAGUCAAAGGAGCAGGCCUCGGUACCUUUGGUCCGGGAAUUCUUAGAGCACCGGCAAAUGCGCAUUCUGCAACUUCCUGAAAUCGAUGAGCUUAUCGAUGCACCUAGUACCAGGCCUUUUCCUUACACAAAGAAGUUCGAUGAAAUCAUGCAAGAACCUUUUUGCAUUCUUCAUACCUCCGGGACUACUGGAGUUCCUAAGCCUGUCUCAUGGUCACAUGGACUGAUAGGAACAAUGGAUGCAAUUCGAUUACUUCCACCUACGGAAGGUGAUCAAGGUCUAGCCCCAUGGAGCCGUGACUGGGACGAAGGCGACACUAUCUAUUCUUCUUUUCCUAUGAGCCAUGGUGCAGGCAUCAUCAUGGAUAUCCUGCUACCUGCAUUAUUUGCUUUGCGUUGCGUUUUGGGGCCUGCCAAGGUGAUUCCAAAUAUGCACCUCAUGGAUCUCCUUGCGACGCAAGCCAAAAUCGACAUUUGGAGCAUGGUGCCAUCCCUUGUUGAUGAAUUGGGCGAAACACCAGAUGUCCUGGAAAAGUUUAGAUCGUCGAAAUUCAUAUGCGCAUCGGGAGGUCCCGUGAAUCCAACAAUAGUCAACAAGGUAAACAAAACUGUGCGAGUACUUAACUUGACAGGCACCACGGAGGGCCUGUUCAUUGGGAACCUGUGGACCGAGAGAGAAGACUGGCAUUGGUUCGCUUUCCAUCCAUACUCAGGCUUCGAAUUCAAAGAGAUAGAACCUGGUGUGUAUGAGCAGUGGGCGCAUCGAAACGAGCAUUGGCCGUUGUUCCAGGGGAUUUUCCACACGUUCCCAUCCGAAGAUCACUACAACUUCAAGGAUCUCUACAUACGACAUCCCACCAAGCCCUACCUCUGGGCUUUCAGAGGUCGCAGCAAUGAUACAGUGGUGCUAUCUAGUGGCGAAAAGAUCUCGCCACUGGAGACCGAAGCCUACGUGACAGCACACCCUGCCAUUGAAGGCUGUCUCAUGAUUGGCUCCGGGAAGCUGCAGCCGGGACUGCUCAUCGAAUUGAAGGAUCCAGCAAAUGCGACUGAAGAGACUCUCGAUAGCAUUUGGGCUACAAUCGAAAAAUCGAAUGAGCAGGGCCUGCAGCGAGGUCGACUUAGCCGGGACUUCAUCACUUUUGCCGAACCGGAACGCCCUUUCAUUCGCACAGACAAAGGAACCGUCAAGAGACAAGCCACCCUCAAUCUAUACGCCGACUAUAUCGAAAGAUUCUACAAUUCGCGUGGUGAUGACUUGGGUGAUAUCAACGUGGACACCAGCACGCUUGAAUCUACGACAGAGUCUGUACGUCAAAUUCUGGGGUCUAUUCUACCUGCCAUCUUAGACGCAGCACCGGAUGAGGACAUCUUUGGUCUGGGCCUAGAUUCCUUGAAUGUGUUCAAGGCCAUCAAGAUGACCAAGACUGCCAUGAUGCUCCAAGACCAACUUGCACCACGCCAUCUCUACGCAAACCCUACAGUCGCAAAAUUCGCAAACUUCUUGUUCCGCCAAAUAUCAGAGGCUCAAAAACCGAAUGGAGAAAAUAAGGAGGAGUCCGCAGCCUCAAGAAUGAAGAAGCUCAUCGAUCAGCACAAGGCACGGUUAUCCUUUAGACUCAAUGCUCUGGACUAUGUGAACCCAUUGCACUACAUGGGACUCAGUUUUUUCUUUGCUCUCCCAGAAGGUAAAACCUUCGAGGAGACCUAUGUGAUAUUGCAAAAAGGCCUUCGGCGAACAUUCAAAAUUAUCCCUGCUCUGGAAGGCAAAAUCAUGGCAUGCUCGGAGCAGGAAAUUGGUUAUACGAAGGGCGAUCUCUGUGUCACGAUUCCUCCUCUGGAAUUGUCGAUCAUAUCGAAACCUGAAACCGAGGGUCCGAGACAGCUCAUUUUCAAAGACCUAUCAAAAACCUUACCGACCUUUGAAGAGUUGAAGAGGACCGGAUUUGUUCCAUCAGCCAUCAAUGAUGCGCUUAUCCUUUCUGAUGUUACUUUCCCGGAGUUGCCUGCCGAUAUCCUGGUUGCGCAAGCGAACUUUGUUCAAGGUGGCUGUAUCAUCGCUACAAACUUCAAUCACUGCUGUCUCGACGGCGCAGGUGUCAUGGUAGCCCUACAAGUAUGGGCCGAAAGCUGCAGAUAUGUGCAGGGUGAUGAGACUGCUACCUGUGACUGGUACGAUCCUGAGAGCUUCAACCACAGCCUACCAGAGAUUAUCUACGAACAAGAGGGUUAUGCUCGACCAGUGGAAGAGGUUGAUCCAGGCGUAUGGGGCUUCCUACCCUUUGUUGCCCCUGACCAUGUCUUGAAACAAUCAGUCAACGGAAUGACAAACGGUAACCAUGCCACCAAAAAGAAGCUUCCUCCUCCACCUCCACUUCCCUUGCGAUCUCAAUGGCCCUUGGACCCUAAUCCGUAUCCAACAAAGACUACGCAGUUUUUGAUCCCACCGGAGAAGCUUGAGAAGCUCAAGCAGGAAGUUCUAGCUGAUCCCGGGGCCAAAGGCGUCAUCACGUCCAUCAGCGACAUUGUACAAGCCUUCUUCUGGCGGGCCGCCAUUCGAGCCCGAUAUCGCGUAGCUACUCAGCUCCACGGCAAAACUUUUGGACCUGAAGAAUUAUCUAUACUGGAGACACCCGUAGAUGGUCGGCCCUAUUUCUCAUCGAUGCUGCCAUCGACCUACAUGGGUAGUAUGCUCAUCAUGGGCCGCGCUGCGAUGCCCAUUGAAACCCUCUGCUCGCCUGAAACUACGGUUGGCCAAGUUGCCUAUCUCUUGCGCGAAUCGGCCGCAUGUAUUACUCCGUCGCUGAUGCACGAUGCUUUCACGAUCCUGAAGUCACUGCCUGAUCAUAGUCGCUUCUCAACGGCUAACAUGGGACUCGAUCAUAUGCAUGCCAUGAUCUCCAACCUGAUGCUCUUCCAGCCAAACGUCAUUUCCUUCGGCGAUGGCAUGUUUGCUAACGGAGGCUCACCGCUGGCCUUGCGACCACUCAUCGACAGAGGCAAUGCACGAUUCCGCUUUCUGGUCAUCUUCCCACUGAGAGAGGACGGUGGAGUGGAAUUAGUGUUUGGCACGCGGCCGGAGGAGCUGGAGAUGUUCCAGGAAGAUGACGAGUUCACGAGAUAUGCAAAGUUGGUAGAUUCUUGCUGA
This is a messenger RNA of Plenodomus lingam JN3, 3771 nucleotides long. RefSeq lists its product as uncharacterized. The record is from RefSeq and is a predicted model, not a curated record. Lineage: Eukaryota; Fungi; Ascomycota; Dothideomycetes; Pleosporales; Leptosphaeriaceae.